ACAAGAACAUCACUCCAAAAUGCCGUUAAUCAACGAAUCUCAUGACUCGCUGCCAUAUAUCGACGCGGCGCCCACUACGUCCGCGCAAGCGCGAGCGCAGCAGCUCAUCAACGCAGAGUUAUCCCCGGAGCACACCUCUACAAUGCACCCCUGGAUUCCGGAAGUGCCAGAACCCAAAUUUUCUCAAUUCAUGCAACAAGAACUCUCGCGCAAAGCACAAGGAGCACCUCUCACGGGUGGAAUCGAUCUAUCCCGUUACGAAGCACCUGAGGCCCCGACUCGCGCAUCAGACACCGAGACGCCUGACCUAGACGCAUGGCGCCAGGCUUUGCAGAAGGCAUAUGCGUCAAGCUCGCACCUGUCCAAGCGCCACGAGAACCUGGCUCUGCUGGAAGAGCAUGGCAAGAACGCUUGGCUGAUUGGCAAUUCACAGCUUGAGGAGAUACUCGGUUCCCUUGAGAAGGAGUUGGCAGAGACGAAGGAGGCGUCUGAGGAGGUGAACAAGCAGAGAAAAAUUACACAGGAGGCGAGCCAGGGUGAGCUAGUCAGUCUGGAGGAGACGUGGAAGAAUCGUCUUGGGGGGAUUCUUGAUGUUGAGGUGGCAUCUGAGCGUUUGCGCAUACAGCGUCUUGACCAUAUGCGUCAAGUGGCUCAGCAGCAGGCUCGCUAAGGGAGAACUUUCGUCUUGUUUGUGUACUAUCUUUCUGAGAAAUGAAAGCUUGUCAUGUUAGCGACCUUCUGCUGGCUGAGGGAUUCAUGUCCUUGAUCGCGCAGUCUCUU
Messenger RNA from Penicillium samsonianum, 780 nucleotides. RefSeq names its product pre-mRNA-splicing factor SPF27 family protein. Bases 20 to 670 code for a protein of 216 amino acids. NCBI's taxonomy places the organism in Eukaryota, Fungi, Ascomycota, Eurotiomycetes, Eurotiales, Aspergillaceae. Gene Ontology annotation, cellular component: catalytic step 2 spliceosome; precatalytic spliceosome; Prp19 complex. Gene Ontology annotation, biological process: mRNA processing. The record is from RefSeq and is a predicted model, not a curated record. The transcript has 2 exons.